Messenger RNA from Melampsora larici-populina 98AG31, 861 nucleotides. RefSeq lists its product as uncharacterized. The transcript is spliced from 7 exons. Gene Ontology annotation, cellular component: plasma membrane. Bases 1 to 861 code for a protein of 286 amino acids. NCBI's taxonomy places the organism in Eukaryota, Fungi, Basidiomycota, Pucciniomycetes, Pucciniales, Melampsoraceae. The record is from RefSeq and is a predicted model, not a curated record.
AUGAGUUCAGAUGGCAACUUCCUAAUUCCCAGAACUUCUUUACGUUCGCCAUCUUUCUUUGGACCGGUGACUUUGGCUGCAGCACUUGUUUUGGCAUCCUCUUUCACCGCACCGUUUGAUGAAGCAAAGUCGCAUGUUCAAGUGCUGAUUAGAGGUUUUGUCUUUAUCCUAUAUUGUGAAGAUUUCUCGAUCGUAAAAUUGGCAGACCCAACUUUCAAAGGAACCGUGGGACUGUGGGGCGCUUGUACAAGUUAUCACACCGAGAAUGCGACAACAGCAAACCCCAACGCAACACUGACCGGAAAUGCAACUAUUGACGCCAUGAUUCAUAAACAAGGAAAACAUGAAGGCUGCUCUCCUAGUGGCUUUGGCUGGAGUUUCAGCCUACCAGUGAAUAGCACUGGACUGACAAGUAUGCCAUUGCCUGAUGGCAAUGUUGGCUUCAACGUCGACCCGAGCACCGAAAACACCGCCGACGUCCAAUGGGUCGAAGUGAUGUCCAAGAGUGACUCUACGAUGUUGAUCGUUCAUCUCGCUGCUGGUGUCUGUUCAACACUGGGCCUUCUCUUGCUCCUUGUUCCGUACAAGUCUAUGGAAGGCUCGGCACCUAGCUUGGCCCGGUUCCUCAAGGUUGGAUCAAUGAGUCUCCUACUUGUUUCGGUUGGUUGCGUACUCGCGCUAGUCAGCUUUGCGGUCGACCUCUUUGUCGCCCUUCGUGUCCGCAACAACAUCAACGCCAUUGGGAAUGGAGGUGGUGUUCAGGCCGGUCUCGGAAACAUGCCAUGGUUUGCCAUCGCUGGCGUGAUUCUAACUGUGCCUUCAAUCUGGUCCACACGAGGGCAAUUAGGUGACAAGCGGUGA